GUGAAAUAAGCCAUCGAUUCCGACAAGAAUUAGUAAACCAUUCAAAUGAUCAGUUGUCUCAAGUAACUCGUGUUUUAUCUCAAACAAGCAGCGGAUUGGAUAAAGAGGCACGCGAUAAUAUAAAAGCAAUUGAACGAGAUUUACAAUCUAUGAAACUACUUGUGCCUAAGCUAGAUCCAAAUUUUAUACCUGUUGUCAGAGGUUUAAACAGCUAG
This is a messenger RNA of Racocetra persica, 215 nucleotides long. Lineage: Eukaryota; Fungi; Glomeromycota; Glomeromycetes; Diversisporales; Gigasporaceae. The record is from the annotation of a GenBank genome assembly.